Ogataea parapolymorpha DL-1 is the source of this 1662-nucleotide messenger RNA. Its product is annotated as Meiosis-specific APC/C activator protein AMA1. The record is from RefSeq and is a predicted model, not a curated record. The coding region runs from base 1 to 1662 and encodes 553 amino acids. Gene Ontology annotation, biological process: positive regulation of anaphase-promoting complex-dependent catabolic process; positive regulation of ubiquitin protein ligase activity; anaphase-promoting complex-dependent catabolic process. The transcript has a single exon. Lineage: Eukaryota; Fungi; Ascomycota; Pichiomycetes; Pichiales; Pichiaceae. Gene Ontology annotation, cellular component: anaphase-promoting complex. Gene Ontology annotation, molecular function: ubiquitin ligase activator activity; anaphase-promoting complex binding; protein binding.
AUGAGCUUAAAACAGACGAGCAAGUAUGGGUCUCAAAAAUCUUUUAGGAACCAUAACUACACAUCCAGAAAUGACCUAAACUACGAUAAUAUCACCGACAGGUUCAUUUCAACGCUAGAAGAUAAUGGAAAUCAAGGGUACUAUCGAAGCUUUAUAACCAAAUCUUCGGGAUUCCACAAUAAGCAAAAUGAGAUAAGAAGUCCAAUAACUGGCGAAAACGGGUUCUUCGAGAACCCAUUUCUGAUUCGUGAUGAUAACUUUCUUCUAAGAUCCAAUCAAGAGUCGUCCACAAGGCAAACUGGUAACUUAACAGAAGACGAAAUCGCAAGACGAUUUGACGAUCUCUCUGUCAACGACAGAUCAGAGUCAGAGCCAUUUCAGAGAGAAGACGCUAGUAUCCAUAAAGUAAGUGUUGCGAAAGCUUUGGGGUUUCGUAUAAAGUCGCGGAUCCUGAAUUUUAGACCGUCCAGAGUGUCUAAUUUGAGAAAGAAAGCCAUUGGAGACAUGACUGAGAAUAAACAGCCAUCUCAAUCGGACAUCGGCGGUAGCACGAUUGCAAGUCCUCCCAGCUUGAGCAAUACAUCAAAAGAGAAAAUCAAAACGGAGGUCAAAUUCAAGGUUUUGGAUGCUCCAGGACUGAGGAACGAUUUCUAUGCCAAUGUAGUUUCUUGGGGCAGGAAAAGUGAUCGCAUCGCUGUAGGCUUGGGAACUGUGGUUUACACCUGGAGCAACAAAACCGGAACAACACCACUGCAGACAAUAGAAGAGGUUAUUUCAUGCGUUUCAUAUAGUUACAAUGAUAUCCUGGCUGUUGGUACCAAAACGGGCCGAAUUAUCAUAUAUUCCGAAAACUCAAGAACCAUCAACACAACUUCAAUUCUUAGGCCCAGCACUGGGAUUUGCUGUAUUUGUUGGAUCAAGGACGCCAAUUCAUUUUUUGCAGGGGAUGAUCUGGGAGAAGUCACACUGUACGAGUUGAUUGAGGUAGAAAAUGGGCAGAAUUCACCUCAAUAUCGACUCACUAUUGGGUGCUCUUUCAAAUGCAAUGAACAGCAAAUCUGUGGUAUCGACAUAAGUCCGGACAGGCGCCAAGUAACGGUUGGUGGAAAUGACAAUUGCUGUACCAUCUGGGACAUCAGCGAUUUGCACAAACCAAUCUUGAAAUCCUGUCUCCCUCAUCAAGCUGCUGUCAAGGCUAUCGCAUAUUGUCCAUGGAUGCCACAUUUACUAGCAACUGGAGGAGGAUCCAAAGAUCGGAACAUUAGAUUCUGGCACACAAACACAGGCACUUUACUCGACAAAAUCCAGACGAAGGGACAAGUUACGUCUUUGAUUUGGUCGAAAUCGAGGAAGGAGAUACUUGCAACCUUUGGAUUUGGUGAUAACACAGAAAAACCGGUUUUAAUAUCUGUUUAUUCGUAUCCAUCAAUGAAGUUGCAAGUCAAAUUGGCAUCGACAUCAAACAUUAGGGUAUUGAGCGCGGUCUCUUCCCAUGACUCGAAGUCAAUUUGCACCGCGAUCAGCGACCAAUCUGUCCGGAUAUAUUCCAUCUGGAACUCAAAAUAUGAUUUGACCAAUGGUGAAUACGAUAGCGGACUUUUUGGCAGCGAGCUCAUCGAGUUGGAGGAAGGAGUUGAUAGCAGUUUUGAGAUUAUAAGAUGA